AUGCGCAAUAAGGAGCUCUUGACGGUGCUCCGACACGCCACCGGCCGCAUCCAUACGUCCUGCAGCGCGGUGCCUCUUUCGGAGAGUAGCCUAGAGCAGAGCGGCGAUGUCGGGGACAAGGCGGCCAUCAUCCUUGAUCUACAUGGUCUGGACAACCCUGUGGGGUGCGAAGGAAGGGGAAGGGAUGCGGAUGUUAUGUCUACGGCCUUUUGCAAGGAGAAGCUGCGGCUGGUGCGGAAGCGGCUAGACGACCUUUUGGCCCUCGCGGAAGCGAGGUUCCUGGCGUUUCGCUUCGAGGUGCUCCCCGACUGCUGGCGACAGCUCUACGUGGACGUCAGGGUGCUCUCCUUCCAUCUCGGGGUGCUACGGGGGCCGGCGAUGCGGACGUUGCGGAAGCGCGGGGCAGCGGCCGACGACGGCUUCCGGGCGGACCAGGAGGCGGAUAGGGAGGUGGCGGACCUGGUGAAGGUGCUGGAUUUGGCGAUUAUCGUGGCUGGGGGCGGGCCGGGCGGGGGUAGGGAGUUGGUGAAUAGGCUUCUGGGCUUGCUGGAGAAGACGUGGAACGGCGAUGGAGGGGCCGGUGGUGGUGGUCACAGGUGUGAUGGCUUGGAUGGGAGGAGGGCGAAGAGGCAGAGGCGUGGUACAAUCUGCUUACCAAGCGACAACGGCAACGACGACGACGACGAGGAUGACGAGUAUCCCGGUGAGGGGAGGAGCGGCUCGCUGGCGGGACGAACCCGCCUUUUCCGACAAAGUGGUGGGUGGCUUCGCACCCCCGUGACGCGGCCGGCGGAGCGCAUCGACGGGGUGUCGAUGGACGCGUUCCAAAAGUACAUUGACCCAGCGACGAACCCGGAGCCCGUCGUGCCCGUCGUGUUCACGGACCUGAUGGGGGCGUGGCCCGCGCUGGCGGACCGACCGUGGUCGCGGCCGGGGUACCUGCUCUCCCAGACGUUUGGCGGCCGGCGCUACGUGCCCGUGGAGAUUGGGCGGAGCUACGUGGACGAAGGGUGGACGCAGAAGCUGAUCCCCUUUGCCGAGUUCCUGGCGACGUAUAUUGAUCCGAGCCUCGCUCCGCAUCCGGACGCGGGGAGGAGGACGGUCGAAGAGCCGCCGCCGGCGCGACACAAAACAACAGCCCGAGCCUGGUGGCGGGAGAAGCAGCAGCAGCAGAAGGAACCAAGGGCCGCCGCCGCACCGGACCCGGCGCAGAACAAGCCCAAGGUGGCGGCGCCGCAGCUGCACGCGUGGUUCGGCCCCGGCGGGACAAUCACCCCGCUGCACACGGAUAGCGUGCAUAACUUGCUCUGCCAGGUCGUGGGGCGCAAGUACGUCCGCUUGUAUCCGCCCGCGGCGGCGGAGGCCAUGAUGCCCCGCGGGCGUGAGCUUCUGGUGGAAUUGAACAAGAUUUAA
Molecule: messenger RNA, 1413 nt
Organism: Parascedosporium putredinis
Lineage: Eukaryota; Fungi; Ascomycota; Sordariomycetes; Microascales; Microascaceae
Source: the annotation of a GenBank genome assembly